Messenger RNA from Cavenderia fasciculata, 2835 nucleotides. RefSeq lists its product as uncharacterized. The record is from RefSeq and is a predicted model, not a curated record. The coding region runs from base 1 to 2835 and encodes 944 amino acids. Lineage: Eukaryota; Evosea; Eumycetozoa; Acytosteliales; Cavenderiaceae. The transcript has a single exon.
AUGGACAACGGUACUACAACUUCUACUUCUACUACUUUGGUAGACAUUUCAAUACUAAGAUUGGUAUUGAUUAGAGACAAGUUUCUAUCAAACAAAAUAUUUCAAUGUAUUCAUGAUAUACAUGAACUGAUAGUAAAGAAUACUAGGAUGCCAUCAAAACCACACAAGAUGAUGGUGAUUGUCAAAGGUAGAGAAGUGCGUGUAUCUCUAUUACACAUGAUUAGAUUUGGUUGGACGGAUUUAUUCAUUCAAGAGUUUGAUCGAAUGGUUGAUAUGGAGAUAUCAGAUGUCCCCAGUCCACACGAUCCACGUCGUAUACAAAUAAAGUUUACUGGGUAUGUCCGUGCAGCCUCUAUAGUUGGCAACCAAAGAAUACUCACCUAUUUACAUGGGUUCACUAGCCGAGUCGCCAAAGGAACACAUCUAAAAGAUAUCGUUGACAUGCGAUUCGCAGACGCCGAUGUAACAGAUGCUAUCAAAUUCAACAACUUUGAUAAUCUAAAAUGGUUACUCAAUCUAUUACCUCCAUUACUUUUAAAUUUUGAUACAGAUGCUAGACCAUUAGCUAGUUGGUUUAAAAGUGCAAUCAAAUAUAAAAAAGGAAAAGACCAAGAACAAGAUAUCCAACAACAACAACAACAACAACAAACAAACUCAGAAGAAAUGAAUAAUGAAAUGUUAAAGUUAUUAAUUGAAAAGUAUGGAGAAAAGAUAAAGGAAUAUAAGAAGUUGUUCCCUGGUGUUGGUGUGGAUUAUUUGUUUUUCGAGUUGGACGGUGAUUGGGUAGAGGAUUAUUGCAAUCAUCGACCAAAGAAAGAAUUAGUUGAAUUUAUUAAAUUGGUGGUUGACCACAAGAUGGUCAAAGAGGCAGCUUGGGCGUUUCUCUUGGCUGCUGCCAUCAAACACGAUUGUAAACAAUUGGUUCUUGACGCGAUACCAAAACAAUUGGAUCUUUAUAUUGAUCAGUUGUUGGUACUUCCAAUUGACUCGGUCGAGUUGAUGCAAUACACUAUUGAAAAUUUUGUAAAGUCUGAUGUAAUGUCAAACUUUAUUAUCAAGAUGUAUGAAAUGGCGGCAAAGAAAGGGUACUAUGAUAUUAUAGUCUAUCUACAUUCACUUCAACAACCUCCACCAUCAUCACUUUUAGAAGUGUCACAUCCAUCAAUCAUUAAACGUUUGUUUGUGGAACCAGACCAACAGGCUAGAGACAUGGUAUCAAGUUGGAAUAAAAAAUGGUGGAUUGUUGGUGACCUACACAUUGAUGUAGUAUCAGACUUGACACUACUCGAAUUUAUAUUUAACAUGUCAAACGUCACUAUUCAACCGAGUAGUAUGUUUCCUUCAUCACUCUACACGAAUGGUGGAAAGGAGGCGUUAGAGUUACUAGACCGACUGGUUGUAGAAAGGGAUGUAGUGGUCAAUUACAGCCCUCUUUGGAGUAUGGUUACGAGUAGUCGUAAACGUUAUAACUUGGAUGAAAUCAAGUAUAUCAUUGAAAGGUAUCCAGAGUCUGCCAUCAAACCAAAGUCAGCACCCAUUCGUAGGUUUCCAACACGUAUCACAUUACCGACGAUCGAGCAACUAUGCAGUAACAUGGAAUAUGAAAAGGUACGAUUUCUAUUCGACGCCAAUGUGGUUGCAAGGAAUGAAAUAUUUCAAUUUGGUAUUCUCACGUUGACCUCUGGUAGCUGUGUCAACUUUUUCGAUCGAAUGGUUGGAUCUGCCCCUAUUAUACCCAUGACAUCGUCAUUCCCAGCCGAUGACAUGGACCGUGCCUUUGAAAUGUUUAAAUACUUGUGUGAACAGGUUGACUAUCAAUCACUUGACAACUAUCAUCAAAAUGUUCUACAACGGUCAACACCCAUAGAACUAUUCUCAGACAGAUUGGUUGACAUUGCGAUCAAGAGUAAUCGAUUCAGUAUGGUUAAAUAUAUUCUCGGCUUUGGGUCACCCCUUUUACACAGAGAUUGGAAUAUCAAUGCUAAGGGACUAGUCGAGACUGGUAACUUGCCACUCAUCAAAUAUUUGGUCACCAACAAACACGUUACAUUGACUAGUGAAGUGUUUGAAACAUGUUGUUCACAUGGUCAAGUUGAUAUCUUUGACUAUAUGGUGGAAGAGUUAAAGAUUGAACCACCAAAACAAGUUUUAUUAUUGUCUGCAGCAUCAAGUAAUAAUUGGGAAAUGGUUAAAAGGGUUGCUGCGUUAAUAUCAACCAAUUCUAUACCUAGACCAAAGUUAUAUCGUAAAGAUUUAGGUUUAUAUUUUAGAAGUAUGGUAUUAAAGGAAAGAAUCAAGGAUCAAGACUUGUUUGAAAUAUCAAAGUAUUUGGUACAAUUUUAUUGUGAUCAGUACCCUGACCACCAAUCAACAUUGGUUCCAGAAGUGAUUGAAGAUGUCAAAAACAUAUUCAUAUCGUCUCCCAGUACUCUACUGUCACUAGCCUUGAAAUUUACAGCUGACAUUCAAACUGCUGUAUUUUUCUUUCAACUAUUUUAUUUUGGUCAAAUCACUACCAGUAGUGACAAUCAGAUUGUACCGAUACCAGAACAUUUAAAAGAUCAUUUUUGGAAAAUGUUUCCUAGAGAUUACACUCAUAUAGUUUUACAAGCUUUACAAAUUGGUCAUCUUCCACUUAUCCAAUAUUUCAAAACAGUUCAUCAUCUUGUAAAAUUGGAUGAACCCAAAGAAGAACCAACUGUCCAACAACCCUACAAUCCAAAUAAUAAUAUCAAAAUGAAUAAUAAUAAUAAUAAUAAUAAUAAUAAUAAUAAUAAUAAUAAUAAUAAUAAUAAUACUAAAACAACUAAAUCUAGUUAUUGUAAUAUAAUGUAA